AUGUCUAUCGUAGUGAAAAGCGUGUGCAAGGCGUUGGAACGAAUCGCACCACUCCGGCUCGCUGAACCAUGGGAUAAACUCGGGUUAUUACUUAUCCAGUACUACAGAGUCUCCUGUCCCAAGGUCCGACGCAAAGCGCUCCUGACUACUGCUGUCCUCGAGGAGACAUUAAAAGUGCCUACGGCGCUGGUAGUAACCUACCACCCACCCCUCUUUCAACCCAUUACUUCUCUCACAUUGGCAAACCCACUGCAAGCAUCCCUGCUCAAGCUCUCAGCCGCAGGGACGUCAGUCUUCUGCCCUCACUCAAGUCUCGAUGCGACUUGGGGUGGUAUCAACGAUUGGCUUGCAGAAGGCGUCAUGGGUCCCCAGAAGGCCACUGCAAAAGUCAACAUCCUGGGAGAAGUCAAGGGAGAAGCAGGUGGUGCCGGCCGGAUCGUGGCGCUCGAUGAACCGAUUCCUAUCGAGGAACUUGUUCAAAGAGUAAAGAAGCAUCUUUCUUUGUCACAAGUUGACGUAGGGCGGCCGCUCGCUCAAAAAUCGAUCAAAUCGGUUGCAAUUUGUGCUGGUGCCGGAGGAACGAUGCUCUCAGGAGUCGACGCCGAUGUGUAUUUCACGGGGGAGAUGCAACAUCACGAAGUCCUUGAAGCAGUUGCAAGGGGUCGAUACGUCAUACUAUGUGGACAUACAAAUACCGAGCGUGGAUAUCUCCCUGUUCUGGCAAAGAAGCUUUCGGACACACUUUCCGAACUUGUGCGGGACGAGUCGUCCAGUGGAUUGUCGCGAGAAGAAAGAAUCGAGAUCGAGAAGUAUCAGCUGGACGUCCACAUCAGCGAAGUUGAUAGGCACCCUCUUGAUCGCAUGUAAACAAAUACCGGUGCAGAGCGAUGUACCGGGAAGGUUUGAAUAUAUGAUUAUACAAAUGCUAUAUAUAAUAUUGGAUGAGCCUUCUUUGACGAGGCAGUGAGGUCAGAUCUGUCACCUGCCGGAAGCUCGAAUUGUCUCUAUCAAAUGCAAAGACAAUAACUGGACAGAAUGCAUGUGGUAUCCUUGUCCUAUGAGCGAUACACGGCAUUCAACCUUGUGUUGGGCUUCCCCGAUGUUUGCAAUAUUUCUUAGAGUUCAGUUGCUAAUCCACAAAGGAAUUGGUUUUACUGACUACUAGCAGCGGACCGAGGAUGAGCCGU
This is a messenger RNA of Suillus subaureus, 1187 nucleotides long. RefSeq names its product NGG1p interacting factor 3. The coding region runs from base 1 to 867 and encodes 288 amino acids. The record is from RefSeq and is a predicted model, not a curated record. Lineage: Eukaryota; Fungi; Basidiomycota; Agaricomycetes; Boletales; Suillaceae. Gene Ontology annotation, cellular component: mitochondrion; cytoplasm. The transcript is spliced from 6 exons.